AGCUGUGCAGUGCAGCUGUGCAGCGCAGCUUACACCGGGGUGUGUUCGUCCGAUGAUGUAAUACAGAGGUGUUUGAGAAAAGCUCUCUUUACCCAUCUGUCAGGGCAACUGGGUGCUCUUAUUUCGACAUAGUGACCUGAGCCAGCAUCGAUAUGAAACUCGCGACGUUGUAUUCUCUGAUACUUUUGAUAGGAUUACCUAAGCCAGGUAAUCCAUCACUUACACUCGUUCUCAAGUUUCUUGCUGAAGAACUGCUGUCCUUUGCCUUCGACCAACUCCUAAACGAGUUAACACCUGGAGAUUCCUCUGCCAAUGAUGAUCUGGGAAGAAUUGUCAGCUCACUAUCAAGAAUUGAGAAAAAACUUCAAGACGUCAAAAUAUCGAUUGAAGAGUUGAAGGAUAUAUCCACACUUCAGGAAGCUGAAAAACUUGAAAGAAAGUUCUUGGUUUUGUUUCACCAAGCUGUGACAGUGACUACGGCAAUAAAUAAUCUAGGUAGCUUGGCUUCCAACUCUACUGGGCAACAUUUGCAACUUCAGACUGAAAUAGCUAACAUGAAGAAUAACCUGAAUAAGGUUCCUGAGAUGCUGGUUGAGCUUCAUUCGCUGAUUGUAGGGAACAGCAUAGUUUCUGGGAAACGCUCUGAGGGUUUGGGGUGUAGCUUUAUCCAGUUUACUCUCACAAAAUUAAAAACAAUCUCAUCCACUAUUUACAACCUUAGAAACACUCUGAAUCAAAUAAACAACUACAGAGAGUCCCUGAUGAGACUGCAGGUAUAUGCUUUCCAGCUCUACAAUGGCACUUGUAUUGACAGAGAAGUCCUAUGCCGUGUACAGUUGGAACAACUAGAUAAUCGUCUGACAGAUCAAAAUAAGCGUUUCGAAGAAUGCACUCCUCUGCAACUUGCUCAUCUCGGCCGAAAUCAAAAUCUCAACAACAUUUACAUCAUCCAUCCUGAAUCUAAACAAGUUCUCUUCAGCAAACAGCGAUCAUCAAUUAUUGUGGACGGUGUGAUGGACUGGGACAAGGUUGAUGAGUCACAAGACGCAGGACUGAAGUGCCCAGACGGAAACGACAGUGAAAUUUGGUCCCUCCAAAAUGCUGCCAUACACGGUAGAAGUGGAUAUUACCUGAAACAGAAGAGCGGCUGUUACUUAGGUUUUGAUCGUGCAUUUUUGAACUUUGAAAAGACUCUCCCUUUGGCUUGGACAGAAUCGGACAGAAUCGACAGAAAGGAAUUUCUAAUUUGUUUACCUCUGAACUCGUCUGAUGUCGCCAGAUUUAUUUUGCUCCCAUCUGCUGCAGAGAUCAACACGGACUAUGAAUUGAAAGAAGUAGAUACUGGCAAGUUCUUGAAUGUACAAGUGAGGAAAACAAGUAUUCAUUAUAAGAUAGAUCGCCGGCUUAUUUUGGUUCUCUUCCUGAGCUCACAGAAAUCUAAUUCGUGGAUGAUUGCUCAAGAUCAUGACAUGUCAUGUGCAGAAUCUGGAACUACAAAACCGGAUGAUCAAGACUUCGGUAAUUUAGCCAUCAUCAUAGGGCCAGUUGUGGCAGCUGUUUUAGUAGUGUGUGUAGUUGUAGCUGUGGGCAUCUACAAAUGCAGACAGAACAAAAGACAAUGAGUGAUUUGCAGUCAUCGCUGUUUGCCUACGCCCUCUUACAAAGGGAAACGUAUCUAAUCAUUUAUUGAAUUACGAAACCAUUGGUUCGAGUUAUGAAUGGAGCUAACUCUGCACACAGCUUGGAGCUAUGGUGUUUAGUUUCGUAUCGGAAAAAAACAACAUCGCUCUGACAAAGCGAUGAAAUUUAUCGUCCGUCUCUCAUCAUAAAAAUGCACACGUUAUUCUAUUUAGCGAACCAUUUCCAUCAAUACGAUCGCAUUGUGCUAUUGUAAGGCGUUUAGUCAAUAUUACUGAAUUGUGGGUCUCUUACUAACUGGUUACUUGAGUAAAUCAGAUGUGGACCACAUUUUACUGAUAGAAGUGCAUUGUGCAUUGAAGCAUCCUCUGAUGUCGACGUUUCAUUUCAUUGUUUCAUAUUGAUUAAAUAUGUGGUAGUUGUAAAGCAGUACUACAUUCGAUAUCACCAACAAACAUAUGCAUCAAAGUGAAAACAGAGAUAUGGGCCCACUUACUGGUAUCUCUCUAGAGAUUUGUGUUGGUCGUCCCACAUUCUAUUCCUUGAAAACAAACACAAGGACUGAACAUAUAUUUUCUAUCACACGUGUGUGUGACCUCAAGUUACUGUGUCUACAUAUAUACGACAUCAAUGUAACAACAAACUCGUGCAUUCAAUCACUUAUAACAAUAUUAUUAGUGAUCACAAUCGUAGUAUUUCUGGAAAAGCUGUUAUUUCCCACAACAGCGGACCUGCCACCCCACUGGAGGCCCAGCUUUGUUCCAUCUGUGAUGUGACUGAAGAUAACACAUGUUCUGACAGGCGGUCAUACCUACAUGUAUGAUAAAACCAGAUGUGAGCUUUUAAAACUUCAUAUUGUGUGACUAAUGGGAUCGGGUGGUCAGGCUCGCUGGCUUGGUUGACACGUCAUCGGUUCCCAAUUCCGCAGAUCGAUACUCAUGCUGUUGAUCACUAGAUUGUUUGGUACAGACUCGAUUAUUUACAGACCGCCGCAAUAUAGCGGGAAUAUUACUGAGUGCGGCGUAAAACUUAACUCACUCACUCACUCAUAUUGUGUGAUUUUUUAACCUAACUACGUCUGAAAAGCCAAUAUAUUUAAUGCAAUGAUGCGUAAUAAAAAAGAACAAAACACGUGAUAGCUGAUAUUUUAUUUGUAAUGUAUUCCAGAACAAAUAACCUUGUUAAAACUGAUUUCAGUAUAUAUACUGAACAACAUUAAAAACACAUUUGACUAAAAUGCACCGACGACGCUCAGAUAUCAUGGGCACAUUUCAGUUUGACGGGGAUAUUUCGUAUUAUAUGGGUGGUGCGUGUUUAAUGCUGUUCAGUAUAGUUGCUGUCCCGUUUCCACUGAUAUAUUUCAAUUGCAUUAUGUGUGAGUGUUUAAACAAUAGUUGAGUUAUCAUAUAUUAUACUCUGAUAAAUUACAUUUGCAUCUUGUAUGAUCCUAUAUGUAUGUAUGUACUUUAUAUAUUCACUUGUUUUGCUACAGUACUGGAGUGUUUGUAAACAUAACUGUAAUCAACUUACAGUGCAAUUCUUCUUCAAUCACGGUAACAUGGUUCUAGGUGUGCCUGUCAACUGACACAUGUGCAAACUAACCUAUAUGUAUUUGUUAUUGCAUGAUUACGGUUAAGUGGUGUUGAAGUUUGCAUUUUAUACAAUUGUUGUAUAUAUUUUCAUGUGUGCUGUACAUAUAUGUUUUUACGUUGUAUGUCUGCUUAUUCUUAUGGAGUUUUAACAACUUGUAUUUAUUAUGUAUGUAAAACCUUUCUCGUCACUGUAUGGCUGACAUUAAAAUAUAACGGACUC
Molecule: messenger RNA, 3450 nt
Organism: Haliotis rubra (blacklip abalone)
Lineage: Eukaryota; Metazoa; Mollusca; Gastropoda; Lepetellida; Haliotidae
Exons: 4
Coding region: 153-1622 (489 amino acids)
Source: RefSeq, a predicted model, not a curated record